Salmo salar (Atlantic salmon) is the source of this 2356-nucleotide messenger RNA. RefSeq names its product interleukin-10 receptor subunit beta. Gene Ontology annotation, molecular function: protein binding; cytokine receptor activity. Gene Ontology annotation, biological process: cytokine-mediated signaling pathway. Lineage: Eukaryota; Metazoa; Chordata; Actinopteri; Salmoniformes; Salmonidae. The record is from RefSeq and is a predicted model, not a curated record. Gene Ontology annotation, cellular component: plasma membrane.
ACCUUACGUAAGCUUCAGUAUUCAUGAGCAGCGUAGUUACGCUUACCUCGCAAUUCUCAGACCAUUCAGAAAGUUGGCUCGACAAACUCUCAAGAGCAGCCACAAGAAAAUUAUAGCCAACAGAACAUUGGAUUACAUUGAAAAUCUCUUGGGAAACAUGCAAUCUACAGUUUUUACUAUCUUGUUUGUCAAAGUAUGUUUAACUUUACAUGGAAUUACAGCAGUGUUAGCUGAACUUCCAAGUCCCAGUAACAUCAGGAUUAACUCUGUCAACAUGGGACUAGUGUUGGAGUGGGAUGCACCUCAGAACCACACAGAAAACGUAACCUACAGAGCAGAGUACAGGGGCUUGGUCAGCAGCUAUGAGGUUGUAUGUUGGAACACAACAGCCCAAAGCUGUGACUUCACCAGUCAUCUAAACAAAUUUGGAGUGUACGUUUUCCAAGUGAGGGCAGAACGAGAGGGGGACACAUCUCGCUGGAUGAAGACUGAGCAGUUUGUCAUGGAUGAACACACCACUCUAGGCCCUCCCGGUGUGACGCUCGUCUCCAGUGGUGCUGACAUUGAAGUGAGCAUCAACGACCCAGUGCUCAGGAUCUCCGAGUUCAAAGAUGUAUACGACCACGCAACCUUUAACAUCACCUACUGGAAAGACGGUCAGGAGGAGAAGGCCAAAAUUAUGAAUGGCACCCCACUGCAUAAAGUGGUCUUGGCACUGGAGCCAUGGACCAGGUACUGUGUUCAGGUCUGGGUGUACACCCAGAGGUUCUCCAAACACAGCCAGCCCAGCAAUGUUACGUGUGAGAGCACCACUAAGGGCAAUGACAGGCCUUGGGUGGUAGCCCUGGUGACGUUUGUGGUGAUGGCUGUGGCAGUGGCCCUGCUGGCCCUGGCCUUCUGGUACUGCUACAGGGUGGUCUGCUUCCUCAGACCCAAGACCAAGCUGCCUAAACAUUUCACAGAGCUGUUGGAUCCCCCGUGCUCCUCCAUCCUGGCCAUACAGAGCAGCCCCCAGCCUGAGGAGGUGUACCAUGAUCUCCUCAUCAUGCCAGAUGGGGCACAGACAAAGGAGAGCUCUAUCUGGUGGUCGGAAGAACGUAAUACACACAGACUGGCAGACAACACAGACCGUCUGGCUGUGUUCGAGAAUAUCAAAACUGUGAAUUGAGACUGAUUGACAGAUCUACAAAUAAUAUUGAAGUUAUUUAUGAUGCAAGGUGAUUUAUUGAUCAGUCAAUCUUGACUCGCCUUUAAAGUCAGCUGCAAUGUCGAACACGCCCAAAGUGGGUGGGGAAGAUAUGGGUCAAAAAUAGGAAGUGAGUAGACCGAUGUGAAGUAAGAAAAGAGGACAAGGACUGAAAUAGAUGGCAGAAAUGAGGAUGUGUAUCUUAUUGAGAAAUAAUAUUCUGACAUCUGGGAUUUAGUGAUUUUAUUAAUGUUGAUGAAAUGCUAAGAGAGCUACUUACUGUGAUGUGUUUAUUUAUGUGACCUUUACGUGUAUGAUAAUGAUCAAUAUUGCCUAUCAUUCAUUAUGGCCAUGCAUGGUAAGCCUACACUGGCAUUUUUUGGGUAUCAUGGCUAUAGGGCAACGAAAUGGUUCAACCACUGUCAUCAGAGAGACUAACAACACAGUCCAAAUUGCACAACACCAGGAGGGGAGUAUUACAUGGUCUGUGUUUAUGCCUUGAUGCACUCUGUGUUUGUGCCUAUAUGUCUCUUGUGUGACACUGUUUGUGAAGGAUAUUUAAAGGACCAAUGCAGCCAUUUUUAUCUAAAUAUCAAAUCAUUUAUGAGUAACAAUGAAAACAGAGUAAGGUACUUCAAUUAAAAUAGUGAAAAGGAAACAAAUAGCUUUUUUUAUCAAAGAGCAAUUUCUUAAUCAAGACAUUUGCUAGGACUGUCUGAGAGUGCUUUAGGCAAAAACAGAAAAUGAACUGUUAUUGGCAGAGAGGUUCGGAACUCUUUCUUAUUGGUCUAUUAACUAAUUUACCACAUGGUGAUGUCACCAUGGAAGCCCAAAACUCCAUCCUACAUAAAAAGGCUGAAAUUUCAGACGGUCUUUUCAAACUGCUCUUAUACGUAAAGGACAUUAUCAUAAUUUCACAGUAUUAUUCCAACCUCAUAGUGUGGAAAUUUAAAACACAGGUAAUUCACGUUUUUGACUGCAUUGGCCCUCAGUUGAAGGUACUCUAUUAGCACUUGGAAGAUGUCGUUUGACAUUUGAAGUCAUUUUUUUAUAGACUUUUUACCAUUUAUACUGUGGGAGACCACACACACACAAACAAGUAAAAAAUGUGCCCAACAGUUAAAAAUGACUUGCCAAGGGAAUAAAUAUAUAUUUUUAAAUGCUCAUAAA